CUCAGAAAGGCAUUGAAUCCAUUGUCUCAGUCUCUCUUAAUAACAAACAGGAGGAGAGGCCUUUCUCUCUCUCUCUCUCUCUCUCAGCUCUCUUUCUCUCUCUCUGUUAUCAAAUCUCUCUUAUUCUCUCGUUUCUUCUUUUUGAUCAGACGGGCGAUACCACUCCUUUCUCAAAUCUCAACGGCACAAAAUUAAUAAAUACUCUCGCUCUAGCCCCUCUCUCUCUCUCCCCAUCUCUCUCCCUCUAUAUCAGACUCUCACACUCCUCACUCAUCAACCUUAACAAGAACAAUCGACAUAUUCAUGUCCACCGCAUUCAUAUGAUGAUACUGGAAGAGAAGAGGCUCGAUACAGUACUUGUGUGAUCUGAAAUUGCUUUCCUAUACAUAAUUCAAAGUUUUGAAAGAGUGACAAAAGAGCUAAAUAAAGAUGUCUUCGUCAAACUCUCCAUGUGCUGCUUGCAAAUUCCUCCGAAGAAAAUGCACUCAAGAAUGUGUGUUUGCGCCGUAUUUUCCCCCAGACCAGCCUCAGAAAUUCGCCAAUGUUCACAAAGUGUUUGGCGCCAGCAACGUGGCGAAACUCCUGAAUGAUCUCAACGCGGCGCAGCGCGAAGAUGCUGUGAAUUCCCUGGCGUAUGAGGCGGACGCUAGGCUCCGAGACCCGGUGUAUGGCUGCGUUGGCCUCAUCUCGAUUCUACAACACAAGCUGAAGCAAGUCCAAGUUGACCUAUUCAAUGCCAAGAAAGAGUUAGCCAGUUACAUUGGGCCUUCUGCAAUGUUACCGAUUCUUCAGCACCCGGGCCUAAUUCAGCAGCACCCGAGUAAUCCCCAAAACGUGUUGGGCUACAAUAAUAUGCAGCCGAUGUUAGGGCUGUCCAUGAAUCAGCCCCACGGGGCAAUGCCGUUGAUGAUCCGUGACCCGCAGCAGCAGCAAAUGCUGGAGGCUCAGCACUUGGCCGCGGCCGAGAGAGAACAGGCGGAAAUAAUGAGAACUUAUAAUGAGCAGCAGCAGCCGCCUCCUGAUCAGCAUCCGCGGUUCAACAAUGGAUUUGACACCAGCGGCCAGACCGCAGCUAGUGGAUUCAAUCAGACUAUCGCAGACGGUUCAACCAUGUCUCUGGUUUUAGGUUCUUACGAGAACCAGUACGGUCAUCAUCCGAUUCAACAGCAGCCACAGGAGCCUCACAUCCAUCACAAUCAGGUCCUUCAAAUCCAGCCUCAACUCCUACUCCAACAGCAGCAGCAGAUUGCGCCACCGCAAGCGGUGACGCAGCAUAGAGAUGGAAGCGAGGAAGGCCGGAGCGGUGGUCCAUCGUGUUGAAAAACAAGUCGGAUGAUGAUAUUAUUAUUAUUACUUUGUUUUGUUUGCCACAAUUUAUCCAUCUAUAUAGGUAAGGUAACCUUUCACUUUCUCAUUCUAGUUUUGGUUUCUAGCGACUAUUCCAUAUCUACGUUAUGUUUUGGUGC
Messenger RNA from Daucus carota subsp. sativus, 1466 nucleotides. Its product is annotated as LOB domain-containing protein 36. The transcript has 3 exons. Bases 430 to 1320 code for a protein of 296 amino acids. The record is from RefSeq and is a predicted model, not a curated record. Lineage: Eukaryota; Viridiplantae; Streptophyta; Magnoliopsida; Apiales; Apiaceae.